AGGUUAGGCACCUACCUCCUAGUCCACCAUGAGACUUGUUCCGAGGAGAUGUUAGCUCCUAACAGCAGCAUGUGAGAUAUUACUUCAAAAUAACAUGCAUUCUGUAUUAAUAACAGUUUCAUCUUAGCGUAAGAAAAAAAAACCAGUCGCGUUGCGAGAAACGGACACUUUCGAGCAGAAAGGAAAAAAAGUAAGAAAAGAAAAAAAGAAACUCGGGUUUGGGAGGGGGAGAGUUACCGAGUUAGCCUUACAUCCGGGAACAAGUCGACGGUGAAAAGGGAAGAUCUCGGGGUUGAUUUCUAGUCUUAAAGCAUUUCCGCGGAAAUAAUGGUAUUAGUUAACUAUAUCUUCUAAAAAAUAUAACUAACUUAGGUACUCGUUAUCCGUUAUUUACAAAUCAUCACUCGAAGCAUUAUUAUCUAUAGUAGCCUGGAAAUAUCACAAAGCAACAUCGAGAUAGUUACAUUAUAUACUCUAAUACGCUAAACCACCUACAUACCUUGGGUUAGCAGCUAGGAGAUUAGCGACCAUGGCAGGCUCACGGAUGAAAUCAUGGUUCCCGACCACCGCAUCCCCUCUUAUAAUUAACGCGCCAAUGAAAGGGGUCGCGAAUAUAAAGCUGGCUACUGAGGUAGCCAAGGUCGGAGGCUUAGGUUUUAUUCAGUUCGGUCGAGACUUCGAACCGGGCUCAUCCACGCUAAAGCAACUGGAUGACGAACUAAGUCAAGCCUGGAAGCUGCUCGGCCUAGAGACAUCUAAGGAUGACGGUAGCACCCUUCCCAUCGGCGUGGGGAUCCUCACCUACAUGCCGUCUGCGCGGCACUUUGGUGAGACGGUGGUACCGAUACUGAAGCGCCACAGGCCUGCCGCAAUCUGGCUCUUUGCGCCCUCGCCCGAAACACCCGAAACUCACUCGAAUAUCGUCAAGGAGAUAAAGUCUCAGGGAAGCCCGUGGAACCCCAAGAUCGUGGUCCAAGUCGGAUCGGUAGCGGCGGCUCGAGAAGCGGCCACUCACGGAGCCGAUAUCAUCGUCGCGCAGGGCGUCGACGCCGGCGGCCACCAAUGGGCUCAGGGGGCUGGCAUAAUAAGCUUAGUUCCCGAGAUCAUUGAUGUCGUGCGCAACGAGUUCCCCGACAGGGAGAUUGCCGUGUGGGCGGCAGGCGGUAUCGGUGACGGCAGAGGAGCGGCGGCAGCACUGGCUUUGGGUGCCGAAGGAACUGUGCUUGGUACAAGGUACAUCGUAGCGCUCGAAUCAGACGCGCAAGACUACAAGAAGAAGGCCAUCAUCGCUACGUCAGAUGGAGGUUUCAAUACGGUGAAGUCCUAUUUCCAUGACCAUGUUCAAGGCGAUUUGUCCUGGCCCGAGCUCUACGAUGGUCGUGCCAUCGUCACCCCUACGUACCAAGAUCAUGCCUCCGGCGUGCCUCUGGAGGAGAGCCAGAAACGGCUCAAAGCUGCCCAGGAGAGCGGCGACGUGUCUAAGCUGGUCACUUGGUCCGGGACGGGUGUUGGCUUGAUCAAGAAAGAGCAGCCAGCUGCGGAGAUCACGAAAGAGGUGAGGGAGCAGGCGCUGGGGGCAAUCGCUAAGGUGAAGUCGUUCCUCUAGGCGGGUUCUUGGUCGGAGUCCUUCAUAAAGAUUGUGUAGCUGUGCACCUUUGAGGUUUAUAGGAGGGGGGGUAUCAAGACUGACGACCUCCCUGGUACUUAAUAUACCUGAUUAUUCGCAUUCUUAGAUUAAUAUCCUCGUAGCCUCUUCAAAGAGCUUAAAAAGUGAUAUACAGGUACCUAAUUUAAUAAACUCUAUCGCUCCUUCAUAAGCCAGGGUUAUACGAAG
Molecule: messenger RNA, 1834 nt
Organism: Daldinia caldariorum
Lineage: Eukaryota; Fungi; Ascomycota; Sordariomycetes; Xylariales; Hypoxylaceae
Product: inosine monophosphate dehydrogenase
Exons: 7
Coding region: 530-1606 (358 amino acids)
Molecular function (GO): nitronate monooxygenase activity
Source: RefSeq, a predicted model, not a curated record